AUGAGUUUUGGGGGCUUUUUUGACCUUUCACGUUUCAUGUCAAGAAAAUAUACUCGUAAACAGCACUUCAAAUGCAUCAAUUUGAUGGAGGAUUUCUUCGCGGUUCAUCCGAAUUUUGCUCAAGAAAUUCAUCAACAACUUUGCAUACCCGUUGAUUUUAGUGAAGAGGAGGUUUCAGAAACUCCAAUGGAGUACCGUCCAACCCUAGGUCUACCUGCAUUUCCUUCAGUGUUUCAUUGGACCAUAGGAAUGAGGCCUACAGUUACUCAAUUUCCGAUAUUAAACAAAAAAUGGCAAAACGUUUCACGGGGCUUUGCUCUCCCCAAUUGGAAAGACAACUUUGACGGCUGCGGUGAUAAACUCUUAGAUACUUUACAUAUGGUAGCCAAGUUACUUGCAAUUGGCUGUGACAUACCAAUGGAUACUUUCUCCUCUUCUAUGCAUCUGGGCCCACACUUUUUGGUUGCAAGUGGAUAUGAUUUACGCAAUUUUGGCGAGGAAGGCACUCUCUUGAGUCCAUGCCAUUGCGACUCAACUUUCCUUAGCAUACAAGCAGGAAAUAUGUUUCCUGGUCUCAACAUAUGGACAAAGGGUGGCAGAAAAGUUGAAGUUGCAAUUCCGGAUGGAUGCCUUCUCGUUCAAACCGGAAAGCAGAUGGAGUGGUUGACAGCGGGAAGUUACAAGGCUUCAAGAUAUGAAAGAGUUGUAUCUAAGAAGGUUAUUGAUGCUAUUAACCUCGCAAGAGCUCAGCAACGCAGCUUGUGGUCAGUUUCUUUAAAGGUGAGUGAAAUUUAUGACAUAGGUUAA
Molecule: messenger RNA, 807 nt
Organism: Vicia faba (fava bean)
Lineage: Eukaryota; Viridiplantae; Streptophyta; Magnoliopsida; Fabales; Fabaceae
Source: the annotation of a GenBank genome assembly